This is a messenger RNA of Andrographis paniculata, 1608 nucleotides long. Its product is annotated as cytokinin dehydrogenase 1. Gene Ontology annotation, biological process: cytokinin metabolic process. The record is from RefSeq and is a predicted model, not a curated record. The transcript has 5 exons. NCBI's taxonomy places the organism in Eukaryota, Viridiplantae, Streptophyta, Magnoliopsida, Lamiales, Acanthaceae. Bases 1 to 1575 code for a protein of 524 amino acids. Gene Ontology annotation, molecular function: FAD binding; cytokinin dehydrogenase activity.
AUGAGGCACCCAACAAAUACUCCUUUUUCAAGCACAAGCUUCAUAGUUGUGUUGGUUUUCGGCAUGGCCAUCGAUGUUUGCCUCUGUUUUCCUGGCAUUCCAUCUUCUCUCAUGGCACUGCCUGUUCUGGGAUAUUUUAGUUUCGAUGGAAAUGAAUUUGCCGCAAAAGACUUUGGAAACCAGUUCCAUUACCUCCCUUCUGCAGUUCUGCACCCAAAGAAGGUAUCUGAUAUAGCUGAAACUAUCAAGCAUGUUUGGCAAAUGGGCCCUGCUUCAACUCUGACGGUUGCUGCCAGAGGCCAUGGCCACUCGCUCCAAGGACAAGCCCAAGCACCACAAGGAAUUGUGAUUAACAUGGAAUCACUCAGUGGGCAAGAAAUGCAGGUCCACAAUGGGAAAUUACCUUAUGUUGAUGUCUCUGCUGGAGAGCUGUGGAUCAACAUCUUGCAAGAGUGCUUGAAAUAUGGUUUAGCACCGAAAUCUUGGACGGAUUACUUGCAUCUAACAGUUGGAGGUACUUUAUCCAAUGCAGGAAUUAGCGGGCAGGCUUUUCGACAUGGCCCUCAAAUCAGUAAUGUCCACCAGCUCGAGGUUGUCACAGGAAAAGGAGAGGUAGUGAUUUGUUCAGAGGAGAAGAAUGCUGACCUUUUCCAUGGCGUCCUAGGUGGACUUGGCCAGUUUGGAAUAAUAACUCGAGCAAGAAUCUCUCUAGAGCCAGCACCAAAGAUGGUAAAAUGGAUCAGAGUGCUGUAUUCAGAUUUCUCCAUAUUUGCAAGAGACCAAGAACAUUUAAUAUCUGCACAGAACACCUUCGAUUAUAUUGAAGGCCUUGUGAUUGUGAACAAGACGGGGCUUGUCAACAACUGGAGAUCAUCUUUCAACCCAGAAGACCCUGAACAAGCAAGUCAUUUCAUAUCAGAUGGAAAGACACUAUUUUGUCUGGAAUUAACAAAGAAUUUUAAUCCUGAUGAGGCUGCUAAUGUGGAUAAGGAAAUCAAAACCUUAUUAUCUCAAUUAAACUACAUACCCUCAACACUGUUUAUUACAGAAGUCACAUAUUUAGAAUUCUUGGACAGGGUCCAUGCAGCAGAACUAAAACUAAGGACUAAAGGACUAUGGGAACUUCCACACCCAUGGCUUAAUCUACUUGUACCCAAAAGCAAUAUACUCAGCUUUACUGAAGGUGUUUUUGGCAGCAUUCUAACAGACACAAAUAAUGGUCCAGUCCUUGUCUAUCCAGUGAACAAAUCAAAGUGGGACAACAGAACUUCAUUCGUAACACCAGAUGAAGACAUCUUCUACCUGGUGGCAUUCCUUCCACAUGCAGUCCCCUCGUCCGCAGAAAAUAAUGGCUUACAAUAUUUGAUUAGUCUAAACAAUAGAAUUCUAAAUUUUUGUGAGGAGGCCCACUUAGGAGUUAAGCAAUAUCUUCCUCACUAUACCACACAAGACGAAUGGAAGAGCCAUUUUGGUCCACGGUGGGAAGUCUUUGUACAGAGGAAAUCAGCUUAUGACCCUCUAGCAAUACUUGCACCAGGGCAGAGGAUUUUCCAAAAGGCCAUAUCAAUUUUGUGACAAGCAUAUAGAUAAAAUGACUAUAGUGCUCAA